AUGUGCAACCGCGACGAGUGCGACAUCCCCCGCAUCAAAGACCUGUUCCUCGUCGACACAGCACCGCUCCGCAAGGGCCCAACGCUGACGAUCCUCGGCGCAUGGCUGUUCUGGUACGACCGCAACGUCGAAGAAAUCGGAUCCCCAGUGUGGGGUUGGUCGAACACCAACGACGUUGCGAACUCGAACCACCUGUCCGGAACCGCAGUCGACGUGAAUGCCCCGAAGUAUCCGUGGGGGCAGCGUGUGAUGCCAACUGCUCGGAUCGCGAAGAUCCGCGAGGGACUUCGACUGUUCGAGGGCACCGUCUUCUGGGGUGCCGACUGGGGCCGCGCCGACGAGAUGCACUACCAGAUGGCGUUCCGUGAGGGUGACUCACGCAAUGAGGCGUUCGCUGCGAAGCUCCGCGCCGGCCAUCUCGGGAUCUACGGAACACCGACUACCCCAACGAAGCCCGAGGAGGGUGACAUGGAUUUUGCAGCUUUCAAGACGUACAUGGAUGCUGUUGUGUCCGAUGUGAAGGAUAUCCGCGAGCAGCUGUGUGGCAUGAAGCAGCGCGACGCGGGCCAGUUCAAGGGUUGGCCGCAGUUGGGUAACAAGACUGUGGUUGAUGCACUCGCCGACAUCCAGUCACUCCCAGUAUCCGUGGCGGGCUGUUGCUCGCACGGUGGUGGCGUUUCUGAUUGCGAUUCUGCCGGCGGUGUUGGCGGCGUUGACGGAUGCUUCGACGGCGACGCAGUCCACGGCGUUGGCGUCGGCGGUUCCGAUCAUUGCGGGCGUGACGAAGAUCCUCGCGAACCCGACUGUCGAUGCGCUCCUGAAGCAGUAUCUGCCCGCCCUCGCAACCGCACCCAAGGGGUGAGCGGCGUGUCAGGGGUGCGCAUCGUUUCCCUGAUCAUGGGUUUGAUGUCCGUUGCGGUCGGUGUCACUUACUGGGGUCCGUCCGAGUGGGUGCGCCGACCGUUGCCUCCAGGGCAGGAGACGUUGGUCGUUCUGAUCGAGUCGAUUGGUCCAGUGUGGCCGGUGAUCUUCACUGUGACUGGGGCAUUGCUUGCGGCUGCUGCGAUCGCUGGACGGUACGCGGUCGCUGCUCACGUGGUCGGGAUCUUCGGCUGGAUGUUCUACGGCGCCGCGAUCGUUGUGGGCUCGUUGCUAUCCGAACCACCCGCGCCGAUUGUGUUCGGUGUCGUGGCGAUCAGUAUCGCUGGCAUUCAUUUCGGGAUGACCCGUGCACAUCAGGAGGUCGCGGUGACGGCGUGGAAGCGAGCGCCGCAGGACAACAUCACUUCGCUGGCUGAACGUCUGGAUAAGUCGGAUGCACGCGCCGAUAAGGCGGAUGCUCGGACGACUGAACUUGAAAUCAAGGUCGCUGAUCGUGACAACGUGAUCGAUCAUUUGGAUCGUUGGCAGUUGGCGGCCCGUACGUAUAUUGCGCAGCUUCGGAACACUCUCGCCGAUAACGCGCUGAUGGAGAAGCUACCUGCUGGUCAACCCAAGAACCAGGACAUUUGGGGGACGUUCAAGAACAAUUGGUUCAGCCAGAUUUUUGCGGGGUUCGCGAACAUCGGUCAGAUGCUCGGCGACCUUGCUAACGCGUUCCUCGGUGGUGGCGGUUUCGGUCCUGGACCGUUGAAGUCGAUCAGCGAUAAGUCGAUGGCUGACGCCGCGAAGAUCGUGGACUUGCAGGACCGCGCACAGGUACUUGAAGGCAUCAUCGGUUACGGCUCCUGGGUUGCGUCCCAGAAUUUGUUCAUCACGAUUGACCAGGAUCAGCCUGGGAUGCGGACGAUGUCGUUUGAUCGGCAAGUCGGCCCGAGUGUCGGUGUCACCUUGGUGUCGGAUCCGGCGCUGGCGAACAAGAAAGUUCAACGCCUGGACUCGAAGGGUUUGUGGCAGGUUCUCGCGCAGACCCGUUCCCGUAGUACGGGUUUCACUGGUUCCGCGAAGGUGUAUCUGGACAUCGUUGUGAAGGCUCCGAACGGUUCUGAGUAUUACCGGCGUUCGAUGGACAUGGUUGCUAUCUCUAACAAUGGUGGAGAUGGCGAAGUGACGUUGAUGGGCAACGUGUUCUUCACGACUCCGGGGGCUGGUUACACGGUUCGGGUGGAUUUGUUUUCGGGUCGUUGGCGCUGGUUUUACGGCGGUUCGCAGUGGUCCGGUUUGAGUGUGUUGAAGCAUUCGUCCGAGGUGGAGAACCCGGGCACUGUCGAUCCUGCGAUGCCUGUUAUUUCUGAUCGGUUGACUGAUGGUGCGAAGUUGGGUGUUGGUGCGGAGAUCGUGUUCACGGUUCGCGACAUCCGCGACAGUGCGGCGCAUGAUGCGAUCCUCGGACCCGCACGCACCACCGUCCCCGCGAACCCAACUACUGGACUAUUCACGACUCCGGUUCUGGAUCCUGGCCCGUACUGGGUGGGGAUCCGAUGGUCGAGAUACAACCCAACACACGAGCUUUACCCCAUUGAAGUCCCCGCCGAGUCGGGGACUUUCCGUUUGUGGCCGUUGAUCGACGCCGGCGCCCCACCACCUGAACCGGGCGCGUUGGGGUUCAUCCGCAACGGCGGCAGCAUUCAGCGCGCCGAAGACCUCACCAUCGCCGAAUACGCGGCGAUCCCCGAAAAAGACCCCGCCACCCUCUACCUGACAUUCGAGUCC
Messenger RNA from Mesorhabditis spiculigera, 2652 nucleotides. The record is from the annotation of a GenBank genome assembly. NCBI's taxonomy places the organism in Eukaryota, Metazoa, Nematoda, Chromadorea, Rhabditida, Rhabditidae.